AUGUAUUCCGUUUCACGCUUCGCGAGGAGGUUCUUUGGGACGCUCGCUUCUUCUCCGGCGACGACGAUUCCCAGCGGCGAAGCUUCUGCUUCUGCUUCUGUUUCUGUUCCGAAGACGGCGAAAAAACAUCAAUCAGUGUACAAUAAACUCUCGAAGCUUGGUACAACGAGAGUGAAAAUCGAAGAAACGCUUAAUCAGUUUAUCAUUGAAGGUAAUCCAGUCAAUAAACAAGAACUCAUUCGCUACGCUAAGGAUCUUCGCACGUAUCGUCAACCUCGACGGGCCCUCGAGGUCUUUGAGUGGAUGGAAAGAAAGGAAAUUGCUUUUACUGGUAGCGAUCACGCUAUUCGUUUGGAUCUUAUUGCAAAGACUAAAGGCUUAGAGGCUGCUGAAAACUACUUCAACAGUCUAGAUCCCUCCACCAAGAACAAGUCGACUUACGGGUCGCUAUUGAACUGCUACUGCGUGGAACGCGAGGAAGAGAAGGCAAAGGCACAUUUUGAUGAAAUGAGUGAUCUCAAUCUUGUGAGUGGUUCUUUGCCGUUUAAUAAUCUGAUGGCUAUGUACUUGCGGCUAGGUCAACCCGAGAAGGUACCUGAGUUGGUUGUUGCAAUGAAACAGAGGAGUAUUCCCUCUUGUGAUAUCACUUACUCUAUGUGGAUACAAAGCUGUGGAAGUUUAAAUGAUUUAGAUGGAGUAGAGAAAGUUCUAGAGGAAUGGAAAGCGGUCGGUGAAGGUCGUUUCUCUUGGGAUACAUAUGCUAAUCUGGCAGCAAUCUAUGGUAAAGCCGGUCUCUACAGUAAAGCGGAAGCAGCGCUGAAAUCUUUGGAGGAGAAGAUGAAUCCUCACAGGCGUGAUUCCUUUCAUUUCCUCAUUAGCUUGUAUGCUGGGAUUUCAAAUGCUUCCGAGGUUUAUCGAGUUUGGGAUUUGCUAAAGAAGAGACACCCUAAAGUCAACAAUUCAAGCUGUUUUACAAUGCUCCAAGCACUGAGUAAACUCAAUGACAUUGAUGGAAUCACGAAAAUCUUUACAGAGUGGGAAUCAACAUGCUGGACUUACGAUAUGAGGCUCGCUAAUGUAAUGAUUAACAGCUACCUAAAACAUAACUUGUACGAAGAAGCCGAGGCUGUUUUCAACGGUGCAAUGAAAAAGUGUAAAGGUCAAUUCUCAAAGGCUAGGCAGCUUUUGAUGAUACACCUGUUGAAGACUGAUCAGGCGGAUUUGGCUCUAAAGCAUUUCGAAGCAGCUGUUUCGAAUCAAGACAAGAACUGGACUUGGAGCUCAGAGCUGAUCCGUUCGUUCUUUCUCCACUUCGAGAAAUCCAAAGAUGUUGAUGGAGCAGAAGAAUUCUGCAAAACCUUGUCGAAUUGGAAUCCUCAAGAUUCUGAAACUUACACUCUUCUUAUAGAGACUUACAUAGCUGCAGAGAAAGCUUGCCCCGGUAUGCGAAAGAGAUUAGAGGAACAAGGGAUCGAAAUAGACGAAGAAAUGGAAAGUUUGCUUACCAAUAUUUCCCCAUGA
This is a messenger RNA of Arabis nemorensis, 1521 nucleotides long. NCBI's taxonomy places the organism in Eukaryota, Viridiplantae, Streptophyta, Magnoliopsida, Brassicales, Brassicaceae. The record is from the annotation of a GenBank genome assembly.